This is a messenger RNA of Neospora caninum, 4098 nucleotides long. RefSeq names its product DNA-directed RNA polymerase,related. Gene Ontology annotation, biological process: DNA-templated transcription. NCBI's taxonomy places the organism in Eukaryota, Apicomplexa, Conoidasida, Eucoccidiorida, Sarcocystidae. Gene Ontology annotation, cellular component: RNA polymerase I complex. The record is from RefSeq and is a predicted model, not a curated record. Gene Ontology annotation, molecular function: DNA-directed RNA polymerase activity; DNA binding; ribonucleoside binding. The transcript is spliced from 24 exons. Bases 1 to 4098 code for a protein of 1365 amino acids.
AUGGGGAGCGAAGAAGACCGAGCUCGAAAGAAACGGCGUCCGCGUGAGGGCGACCCAGCAGCAGAGACAGUAGAACAGGACGUCCCCUCGCCUGAAACGUCUCCUUUUCGUCCUUCGACGAUGCCCGCGUCUCCUCUCCCACGCGCGGCUUUCAACGCUACCCUGCAACAAGCUGUCUUUCCCCACGUCCGUUCCUAUGACACUUUCGCCGAAGUGUAUGUGCAGGAAAUGGUCAAGGAUCUGCCUGUCGUCUACGUCGAUCCGACCUACGAUCCUGACAAGCACGAAGCGAAUCCUUACUACUCGCCCACCGACUACAUAAAACUCGCGAUCUCCUCGGUUUCUCUGGGAACUCCUGUGCGUUUCGACACGGCCGGCGCUGCCCCGAAGCUCGGCGAAUCUCGCGACGCCUGCGCAGACCAGCUCCUGCUGCCUCGCCACUGUCGAGAGGCGCACAUCACCUACGGUGCUCCGCUGAAAGUUGCCUUCGUGCGCAGCAACAACCGCGACGGCAGCGCCGUGCGGAAGGACGUCGUCGUCGGCAUGGCCCCACUCAUGGUGCGCAGCAAGCUCUGCUCCACGCGAGGCAUGAGCCCGGAAGAGUUGCAGCGCGCUGGGGAGGAUGUGGACGACGGCGGCGGCUACUUCAUCAUCAACGGCAACGAGCGCGUCAUUCGCUUUGUCGUGCAACAGAGAACGAACUUUCCGAUUGCGCUGAAACGCCCCGCCUUUGCAAAUCGCGACGCUUUCUGCACGCCCUACGCCGUCCUCCUGCGGAGUCAGAGGUACGACGGCACCUCGACCUCGAACAUUCUCCUGGACACCGAGGACGGGCGCUGUACGUAUCGGAUUUUGUUGAAUCGCCAGGAGCACUUCUGUUCGUUCUUUCUGCUUCUCCGGUGUCUCGCUGGCAACCUGUCGCUCGCGCAGUUGAAGGCGAAACUCCUCGAGGGCUGUUGGAGCGACGCGGCGGAGGCUACUGACCGCAGCCAGCUUGUGGAGCAAAUCUGGGGACAAGAGCCCACGUUUGCUGACUCAGAUGUGCUCGAAAAUCGGCCUCUGCAUCAACUGGGUUUGAUUUUCUGGAAAGGCGUCUCCUGGCUGCUGAGGCCUGGAAGCAGCUACGAGGCUGCAGGCACUUACGUCAUUCGUCACUUUGUCUUGCCGCAUUUGGACAACUGGAGCGAGAAGUUCGACAUGGCCCUCCUCAUGUACAAAAAGCUCCGUCUCCUGAAGCAAGGAAAAAUAUCCGCGGAGAGUUUGGAUUCCUUCGCCUACCAGGAAGUCGUGCUUCCCGGGCAAAUCCUCUCGUCUGUCCUCAAAGACGCGCUCUUCUCUUGUCUCGCGAAAAUCCGUCUUCACUAUCUCCAGGAAAUCCGAAUGCUGAAGAACAGUGGGAACGACCCUACCUCCGCGAUCUACUCUAAUAAAUUCUUUGACCUUGCAACCGACAGGUGCUGCCCAGAAAUCGCGCAAAAACUUUCCUACUUUAUGGCCACGGGAAACAUCCGGACGACCCAGCUCGACCUUCAACAGCUCUCCGGAUGGACUGUCACGGCAGAUCGCUUGAACGUUCAUCGUUUCUUGUCGCAUUUCCGAGCCGUGCAUCGCGGCCAGUUCUUCACCACCAUGAAGACGACUUCUGUUCGCAAACUCCUCGGCGAGACGUGGGGCUUUCUCUGUCCUGUACAUACUCCUGACGGCGCACCGUGCGGUCUCCUCCUCCAUCUCACGCAGUCUGCAGCGCCGGUUGCGCUUCCUCCUGACCGAAGGGCGAUCGCCAGCAUCCGCCUGUUUCUCCACAAACAGGGCGUUUGCGUCGACUUGGAGGGGAUAUCAGGCUUGCCGCCUUCCGACCUCGGCGCGUCGGUGCGCCACGCGUCUCGGCCGCCUGCGCUGCAGGUUGGACCCGGAGGCGGUCGCAAGGAAGAGACGCUCGUUGCUGCGGCCUCGUCCUGCGGCACUUUUCCCCUCGUCGUGGACGGCACAGUUGUUUGUCGCCUGGACAGAAAAGACUUUGCUUGCUGGCUCGAAAAGUUCCGAGACUUGAAGAGCAGAGAAGCCGAAGAUUUCAAGCAACACUGGGAAGUCGUCGGGUUCCCGCACAGUGGCGGAAAUCUCGAGAGCAUCUUCAUCUUCACUUUCCCCGGUCGACUCGUGCGUCCCGUGCGCCACAUCAAAAGUGGAAGGAUUGAGUACAUCGGUCCUCUCAUGCAGCCGUGGGCAGCGAUUGCGUGUCGUCCGUCCGACGUGAAGCGCAACGACCGGCUUUUGCACCUUCAGGAACCGGUGAUCUCGCAGAUUGUCUCUUCCUCUCCGUGCUCGACGGACGACUUAGCGGGGCGUUUCCACGCGCUCUCGCUCGGCGCGCAGGCUGGCGAGUCGGAAGACGGCGAGGAGACGGCGGCGAAGGCCAAGCGUUUCCCUCUCGUCGCCGCUCGAGAGGCGUCUGGCGUCGACGCUCUCUUCUCCUUCAACGCGCCUGUGCGCUACGAAUACGUGGAGUUGAAAUCUUCGGCUUUCCUCAGCAUUGCCGCCAGUCUGACGCCCUACAGCCACCACAACCAGAGCCCGAGAAACAUUUAUCAGUGCCAAAUGUUGAAGCAAACGAUGGGGACACCCUUCCACUCCGUUCCCUACCGCCACGACAACAAGGCCUAUCGCCUCAUCACUCCCCAACGGCCUCUCGUUCGGACUGAGGAUUAUCGCCGCUUCGAUUUCGAUGAUUACCCAAGUGGCGUCAACGCUGUCGUCGCCGUCAUGUGCUACACAGGCUUCGAUAUGGAAGACGCCAUGAUCCUAAACAAAGGAUCCAUGGAACGCGGCGCUUUCCACGGCUGCGUUUACAAAACGAAAGUCGUCGAUGCAGCCCCAGCUUCAGCGCGCGCGGGCGCCGCCUCUCAAUACACCUUCAGCAAUGUGAACGAAUUCGGAAGGAAGCACAAUGCGACUCUGGACGCUGAUGGCUUCCCGGCAAUCGGCGCAAAGAUCGACAAAGGGAGCACGUAUUGCAGAGUUCAGACCUCCUCCUCGUCGUCGUCGUUUGCGAACAACGGUAUCCAACACGCCUACAAAGACGGAGAGACUGCGUACGUCGACGGGGUGACUUACAUUUCGCCCCCAGACUCUGCCCACGAGCGUCUCGCGAAACUGGGACUCAAAGGCUGCCGCGCUUCGCUGCGGCUUCGCUGCGUGCGCAAACCCGUCAUCGGAGACAAAUUCGCCUCUCGUCACGGACAGAAAGGCAUUUUGUCCAUGCUGUGGCCACACGAAGACAUGCCGUUCACGGAAUCGGGUCUCGUGCCCGACAUUCUGUUCAACCCCCACGGCUUCCCGAGCCGCAUGACCAUUGGGAUGUUGAUUGAAAGCAUGGCCGGAAAGGCGGCGGCAGUCCACGGCGCCUAUCAGGACGCCACGCCCUUCCGCGAGUUCCCCCCUCAAACUGCGGACGGGAAAAACAAAUGGGUCGACCAAGGCGGCUAUCACGGCUGGGUGAAACGCGGCGAGCGCUACCGGACUCCUGAAGAAGAGCGGCAGGCUGAAGACGAACCCGAGACGCCUGUCGACUACUUCGGAAAAGCUCUUAUGCGUGCAGGCUACCAGUAUUACGGCACUGAGGAGCUCUACAGCGGCGUGUACGGCGUCCCGCUCACUGCCCAUAUUUUCACCGGUCUCAUCUACUACCAGCGGCUGAGGCAUAUGGUUACGGACAAACACCAAGUGCGCGCUACGGGGCCUGUCGACGCGCUCACGCAUCAGCCUGUGAAAGGCAGAAAGAGACAUGGAGGCGUCCGUUUUGGAGAAAUGGAGAGAGAUGCCCUGAUUUCCCACGGUGCGGCUGCGCUCCUGCAAGACCGGCUGCUUCAUUGUUCGGAUGCACACAAGACGUUUUGCUGUCCGUCGUGCGGCAGCAUCCUCACUCCAUAUCUCGCGAACGAACUGGCGGCGAUGAACGUCACCAUUCGCCUGAAACUCGCAGAGUUCGGAGAGCCCGUCGACGUGAAGCCGCGAAGCCUUCCAGGCGUGGAGCCCAACGAAGGCCCUCGGACCGGCUGGGCGGGGGUCCGCCAGGCCUCCCAGCGCCGCGGCGCGCAGUAG